Messenger RNA from Triticum turgidum subsp. durum (durum wheat), 1350 nucleotides. NCBI's taxonomy places the organism in Eukaryota, Viridiplantae, Streptophyta, Magnoliopsida, Poales, Poaceae. The record is from the annotation of a GenBank genome assembly.
AUGGCGUUGGUUCUUCUGCGAGGAACACAGGGAAGAGAGGUUAGAGACCAGAGGCAAGAAGAACGGGAGGAAGCAGGGUGCGAGGAGGCCCGGCCUGGAUCUGGCGGCGCACAGGGAGGUCCUAUAGGCGCUGUUGCUCAUCACCGGCGGGGACGGCUGGCUCCAAGGAAGACCCGAGAGGGAGGGGAUCCAGACGCGGUUCCUACCGAUCCAAAAAGUGAGGGAGGCUGCGAACGGUUGGGUGGAUCGAUGGAUCGAGGGGAGAUGGAGAGCGGUGGCUACCGCGGCGUGUACCUCUACAAGAGGUCGUUGGUUCGAUCCCUAGAGCGACUAUUUUUGCGGUUUUUUAAUCUGGCGAAGCGAAACCACUCAAAUGGGCCGGCCCAGGAUUCCAAGUUUACGCAGCAGGAGCUCCCAGCUUGCAAGCCAAUCCUUACUCCAAAAUGGGUCAUUUCGGUGUUUCUUCUUGUCGGUGUCAUUUUUGUCCCGAUAGGUGUUGCUUCGUUGCUAGCUUCAAAUAAGGUCGUUGAGAUUGUUGAUCGAUACGAUGAUGCGUGCGUCCCGUCUAAUGUUACUGACAAGCUUGCCUACAUCCAGAACUCAACGAUAUCUAAAACCUGCCAAAGGACACUCAAGGUCCCGAAGGAUAUGAAGCAGCCAAUUUUUGUGUAUUAUCAGUUGAAUAACUUCUACCAGAAUCAUAGGAGAUAUGUUAAGAGCCGGAAUGACCAACAGCUAAGAGAUGCUAGUAAGGCAAACGAGACCACGCUUUGUGACCCUGAGAAGACCAGAGAUGGAAUGGCUAUUGUUCCAUGUGGUCUGAUUGCAUGGAGCACAUUCAAUGAUACAUAUACCUUCCAACACAACACUAACAACAUAUCAAUCGACAAGACAGACAUCUCUUGGAAGAGUGACAGGGACCACAAAUUUGGAAGUGAUGUCUUCCCAAAAAACUUCCAGAAAGGUCCUCUUAUAGGUGGAAAAACACUCAACGAAUCUAUACCGCUGAGUGAGCAAGAGGACCUUAUUGUUUGGAUGCGAACUGCCGCGCUUCCUACAUUCAGAAAACUGUAUGGUAGGAUACGUGUUGACCUCAAAGAAAAUGACACCAUUACUGUUACGCUGGACAACAAUUACAACACAUAUAGCUUUGAUGGCAAAAAGAGUUUGGUGCUUUCUACUUCAACUUGGCUUGGUGGAAAGAAUGAUUUUCUUGGUCUUGCAUAUCUCACUGUUGGUGGACUCUGCUUCUUCCUGGCAUUUGCAUUCACCUUACUCUACUUGAUAAAACCAAGAAAAUUGGGAGAUAACAACUACUUGUCAUGGAACAGAAACUCUGCAGGCCACUGA